AUGACCUCGCCUUCUUUGGAUGGAUCAUAUGCACUUUCGUUCGACUACCUCACUCAAGUGCCUAACUCUACCUUGAUCUUGGAGAUACAAGAUAUCAGUGGACCUAGCUUCCAUCCAAUCCACUCAGCCUUGUCUAGCGCUUGCUAUUCGCUUUUCUAUAAUACUCAGCCGAGUCGAACGUGUGCAUAUUGGCUUGCCGAGAUACACAUAGCUUUUUUGAUGCGCGGCGAGAAUUUGACGUGGGCAAGGGACGAUCUUUGCAAGACCUUACGCAACCGCUUGAACGAGCAAAUACACGACAUCCGCUCUGAAGUACCCAUUGAGGUUCGAAACUUGACUGUUGUUGCUUUUUAUCUACACCAGAAAAUCUGGGUUCAAAGAGCGGGGGAAUCUUUGAAGCCUGUUAUCGACACGGGGGCAUUUGAAGAAGCUUUCUUGGAAGCAUUGAUUCCUAUUGGAAAGAGAAUUGAUGAGUACGAUGGUCUUCAGCAAUGGCAGAUGAAAGUCACCAUACCGUCAUUACAAGGGCUUCUUGCAACUGCAGUCGGAACCCCUAACAACCUUGUAUGCAUGUUCAGACAGGCAUGCUAUGUUUACUCUCCUGACAUCUAG
Molecule: messenger RNA, 612 nt
Organism: Penicillium oxalicum
Lineage: Eukaryota; Fungi; Ascomycota; Eurotiomycetes; Eurotiales; Aspergillaceae
Exons: 2
Coding region: 1-612 (203 amino acids)
Source: RefSeq, a predicted model, not a curated record